Messenger RNA from Symbiodinium natans, 207 nucleotides. Lineage: Eukaryota; Dinophyceae; Suessiales; Symbiodiniaceae. The record is from the annotation of a GenBank genome assembly.
AUGCUUGCCCACUACAAAGGCACUGCAGAUGACUGGGGCGCACAGUGGUACAAGGAGAACGUGGCAGGAAGCUUCGUCGGUCCAGGAUUCAAGUUCAAGUUCAUGCGGGAUGCCUACAUGAAGGCGAAGAUGGUUCCGGAGGAGCUUAAAGGGCUGGCGGCUGGUGCUCUGGUCUUGGACCCCUCUAAGGGUCCAGGAACUGCCUGA